Molecule: messenger RNA, 550 nt
Organism: Hermetia illucens (black soldier fly)
Lineage: Eukaryota; Metazoa; Arthropoda; Insecta; Diptera; Stratiomyidae
Gene: Vago
Product: U-scoloptoxin(16)-Sm2a
Exons: 3
Coding region: 77-541 (154 amino acids)
Source: RefSeq, a predicted model, not a curated record
AAUCGCCAGUUACUCACAGAUUGCUGAUCACUUUAACCACAUUCUGUCAGCCAGUUAGUGACUUCUUAAUCCAAAGAUGAGCUACCCAAAAAGUAAUCCCCAUGGAGGCAUAGUGACGCUGACUAUCGUGGUGUUGUUCAUAGUGUCUUGGAGCUCCGCCAAAUCAGUGGAUCCUCGCAACUAUAUCGAUGGAAGAUGUGUCGAUCCGGAAACAAAACGUGAAUUGUUUAUUGGUGAAUACUUCCAUCGUCCUGGACAGUGUGUACGUGUUCAGUGCUUAGGAGACUUGUCCAUUUGGGAAGAUAAGUGCAAUGAUCCCCGAAUUCAGGGUAACUGCAUAAAGGAGUUUUUGAAUAUGGAUCAAGCCUAUCCUAAUUGUUGUCCGCUUUAUAAAUGCGAAUACCACAUUGGAUCCACGAAGGAGAUCAGAGUGUUCGACCAUCAUGGAAACAUCGUUUCGCGAAGUGUAACAAAUAUAAUUCUAGUUGAAAAUAAUGGAGCUGGAAGCGUAAUGACACAGGCAAUAAAAGUUACUAUUUGAAAGGAGAAA